Messenger RNA from Medicago truncatula (barrel medic), 876 nucleotides. RefSeq names its product ATP-dependent DNA helicase pif1-like. Gene Ontology annotation, cellular component: replication fork. The record is from RefSeq and is a predicted model, not a curated record. The transcript is spliced from 2 exons. NCBI's taxonomy places the organism in Eukaryota, Viridiplantae, Streptophyta, Magnoliopsida, Fabales, Fabaceae. Gene Ontology annotation, biological process: DNA replication; DNA repair; telomere maintenance. The coding region runs from base 1 to 876 and encodes 291 amino acids. Gene Ontology annotation, molecular function: DNA helicase activity.
AUGUCCAAGAAUGAUCCCCUAAACGAGUUUAGACCUUUUGGUAGAAUGACAGUUGUUUUAGGUGGUGAUUUCAGGCAUAUAUUGCCUGUUGCCCGAAAAGGAACGAGGCAGGAUAUUGUUGAUGCCCCAAUCAAUUCAUUAAAGAUAUGGACUUAUUAUAAUGUGUUGAGGCUUACUGUUAAUAUGACAUUGGGUGCAUCUUCGGUACCUUUAGAGCAGGAAGAAAUUGCUAAUUUUGGCAAGUGGAUACUCUCAAUUGGAGACGGCAACGAAGUUUCGGAUCAGAAUGGUGAAAUGAAGGUAGAAAUUUCUGAAGGUGAAGAGAAAGAGUAUUUAAGCUCUGAUUAUGUUUGUCGAUCGAGUGAAAAUUCUGAUGUCCAAAGCGAGUGGUUCACAACAGAAUUUCUUAAUGGUAUUAAGAGCUCUGGAAUUCCAAAUCACUGGUUGAAACUAAGGGUUGGAUGUCCAGUUAUGCUGAUGAGAAACAUUGAUCAGGCCAAUGGACUGUGUAGUGGUACGAGGCUGACAGUUACACGUCUAGGGAAGAGCACGAUAGCUGCUACCGUAAUUACAAGAAAAAGGGCAGGUACCAGGGUAUUCAUUCCCAAGAUGAAUCUUAUUCCGAGUGAUCUAGGACUACCCUUCAAAUUCAGACGCUUGCAAUUUCCAUUGACAUUUUGUUUUGCAAUGACAAUAAAUAAAAGUCAAGGUCAAUGUUUAUCUCGAGUGGGAGUUUAUCUUCCUAAGCCCGUGUUCACGCAUGGACAACUCUAUGUUGCUGUCUCUCGAGUUACUUCUAGAAAAGGUUUGAAGCUGCUCAUCUUGGAUGAAGAUAAUAACUUUUGCAAGGAGACCACAAAUGUUGUGUAUUCAUGA